Messenger RNA from Otolemur garnettii (small-eared galago), 2515 nucleotides. It is a transcript of the gene SKIDA1, whose product is annotated as SKI/DACH domain containing 1. The transcript has 3 exons. The coding region runs from base 167 to 2515 and encodes 782 amino acids. NCBI's taxonomy places the organism in Eukaryota, Metazoa, Chordata, Mammalia, Primates, Galagidae. The record is from RefSeq and is a predicted model, not a curated record.
AUGGUUUUUUCCCUCUUUUUUAAAAAAACGAAAACCAAAAAAAAAGCAAGAAUCAAGAUGCCUUGAGACACACGCAGCAUCUGGCGGAGGAUUAACAUACAUACAUGUGUAUGUAUGCGUCACGUAUAUAUUUACUGCAAAUGGUGGGGAUCAUUUAGUGCCCGAGAUGGGAGACCUGAAGUCAGGUUUUGAAGAGGUGGAUGGCGUGAGGCUCGGCUACCUCAUCAUUAAAGGAAAGCAAAUGUUUGCCCUCUCCCAAGUCUUCACGGAUCUGCUGAAAAACAUCCCGAGGACGACCGUGCACAAGCGCAUGGAUCAUCUGAAAGUGAAAAAGCACCACUGCGAUCUGGAGGAGUUGCGGAAACUCAAGGCAAUCAACAGCAUCGCCUUCCACGCCGCCAAGUGCACGCUCAUCUCCCGGGAAGACGUGGAAGCGCUCUACACCUCUUGCAAAACCGAACGCGUCCUCAAGACCAAGCGCAGGAGGGUCGGCCGGGCCCUGGCCACAAAGGCGCCGCCGCCAGAGCGCGCCGCCGCGGCCAGCCCCCGCCCGGGAUUUUGGAAGGACAAGCACCAACUUUGGCGGGGCCUGAGCGGAGCCGCGCGGCCCCUGCCAAUCAGCGCACAGUCCCAGCGCCCGGGCGCCGCCGCCACCGCGCGCCCCGCCGCUCAUCUACCUCAGAUUUUUAGCAAAUACCCGGGCUCGCACUACCCGGAGAGCGUGCGUUCGCCCUGCAAACCCCCUCUAAACUAUGAAACUGCCCCGCUCCAGGGAAACUACGUCGCUUUCCACUCGGACCCCGCUUAUUUUCGGAGCCUGCUGUGCAGCAAGCACCCGGCCCAGCAGCCGCCGCCGAGUCACCACCCCCCUCACCACCACCGACCGCAGCCCCAUCUGGGCAGCUUUCCCGAGAGCUGUAGCAGCGACUCCGAGUCCAGCUCCUACUCGGACCAUGCCGCCAACGACUCGGAUUUUGGCUCCAGUUUGUCCAGCUCCAGCAACUCUGUGUCCUCGGAGGAAGAGGAGGAGGAGGGAGAGGAGGAGGAGGAGGAAGAGGAGGAGGAAGAGGAGGAGGGGGGCAGCGGGGCCUCGGAUUCCAGUGAAGUCAGCUCGGAGGAGGAGGACUCGUCCACGGAGUCGGACUCCAGCUCCGGCUCCAGCCAAGUGUCAGUGCAGAGCAUCCGUUUCAGGCGCACCAGCUUCUGCAAACCUCCCAACGUGCAGGCGCAGGCCAACUUCUUGUACCAUCUGGCCUCCGCCGCCGCUGCAACCAAACCCGCUGCUUUCGAGGAUGCCGGCAGACUUCCCGACCUCAAGAACAGUGUCAAAGCGGAGUCGCCGGAGGAGUGGAAUCUGCAGAGCUGGGCCCCCAAAGCGUCUCCGGUGUACUGCCCGGCCAGCCUGGGGAGUUGUUUCACAGAGAUAAGGAACGAUAGGGUAUCGGAGAUUACAUUCCCACACUCUGAAAUUUCCAGUACUGUAAAGAGAACUGACCUGACAAUUAACUGCCUGGCAGAGGGGGCCUCUUCACCUAGCCCAAAGACAAACAAUGCAUUUCCACAACAAAGAAUACUCCGAGAUGCUAGGAAAUGCCUACAAGCAACUCCUACUACACACUGUGCAGAUAACAACACAAUAGCUGCUAGGUUCUUAAAUAAUGAUUCUUCAGGAGCUGCAGCAAAUUCAGAAAAUGAUUCCAAAAUCCUUCAUUGUCCUGAAUUUGCUACGGAUUUGCCCUCUUUGCAAACUGAUCCUGAAGUGGAUGCAGCAGCACCAGCAACUAAAGCCGAGAAUCCCUACACUGACCCAGGCGACAAGACAUUGUCAUUCCUGCACAAUAUUAAAAUCAAAGUAGAAGACAGUAGUGCUAAUGAAGAAUAUGAACCUGACCUUAUUACAAAUAAGCUAAAGUGCGAGUGCAAUGAUACAAAGGGUGAGUUUUACAGUGUGACUGAAAGUAAAGAGGAGGACGCCUUGUUAACCACAGCCAGGGAAGGUUUUGCAUGCCCUGAAAAAGAAACUCCUUCCUUAAAUCCACUGGCUCAGAGUCAGGGCCUUUCAUGCACUUUAGGUUCUCCAAAACCUGAGGAUGGGGAAUAUAAAUUUGGCGCCAGGGUGAGAAAAAAUUAUCGGACACUAGUACUGGGAAAACGACCUGUCCUUCAGACACCUCCAGUCAAACCAAAUUUGAAAUCAGCUAGAAGCCCUCGUCCUACAGGUAAAACUGAGACCCAUGAAGGAACACUGGAUGAUUUUACAGUUAUAAACAGACGCAAAAAGGUAGCCAGCAAUGUAGCAUCAGCAGUGAAAAGGCCAUUUAAUUUCAUGGCAAAUUUUCCUUGUCCACCAUCACUCAUUAUUGGGAAAGAUGGGGAUUUGUGGCCAGCGUAUUCCUUAAACACCACUAAGGAUUUUCAACCUCCUCACAAGGCCCAUCCUAUAUGGAAAUGGCAGCUGGGCGGUUCUGCAAUACCUCUUCCACCUAGUCACAAAUUCAGGAAAUUUAAUUCAUAA